AUGGGCUCCGUCGACUUAACUUCGCUGAGCAACAUUCGCAAGGUCUUGGUAGCCAAUAGAGGCGAGAUUGCCGUCCGUUGCAUCAAGGCCUGCCGCGAGUUGGGAGUCAGCAGCGUCGCUAUCAUAACAAAUGCUGACGCAACUUCGUUACACGCCACGUUAGCAGACGAGGUUGUCUUGCUGCCAGGCGAGGACAGCACAGCCUACACGAACGGCGAGGCAAUUCUGGACAUUUGUAAACGGACAAAUGCAGACGCCAUCAUCCCUGGAUACGGCUUCCUGAGCGAAAAUGUCGAGUUCGCAGAGGCCGUUUCUUCUGCCGGCAUUAUCUUCGUCGGGCCCUCCUCAGCAUCUAUCAAUGCUAUGGGGCUCAAGCACGAGGCCAGAGCUAUUGCCCAAGCCGCAAAUGUCCCAGUAAUUCCAGGCACACAGCUCUUGGAUUCCGCCGGGACAGCCGUGGCGGCUGCAAAGCGCUUGGGUUGUCCAGUCAUGCUGAAAGCCACAGGUGGAGGUGGUGGGAUGGGAUUGCAGAUCUGCUAUAGUGAACAAGAUGUUGAGAAAGCAUUCGCCAUGGUCGAGAGCCGCGCUACCACGCUUUUCAAGAACAGCGGAGUCUUCUUGGAAAAGUACUAUCCGAAUUCACGCCAUAUUGAGGUCCAAGUCGCCGGCAACGGAGAGAUUGUGGUCGCCUUUGGAGAGCGGGAGUGUUCACUGCAGCGGCGACAUCAGAAAGUAAUUGAGGAGUGUCCCAGCCCCUUUGUGGAGCGUCACCCUGGUCUACGCGAAAAGAUGCUUCAGGCAGCUGUCAACUAUGCGUCACAGCUCAAGUAUAAGAGCGUGGGCACGGUCGAGUUUCUGGUAGAUGAUGAGACAGCCGACUUCUUCUUCCUCGAGAUGAACACGCGAUUACAAGUUGAACAUGGAAUCACCGAGCUGUGUUAUGGAGUUGAUCUGGUACACCUCAUGCUGCGACAAGCUGACUACGAACUCGGUGGUCGGAUUGGAAUUCCAUCAGAUGUCCUGAAAAGUCUCGGAAGACCCAAGCCACUAGGAUCAGCAAUCGAGGCACGAGUAUAUGCCGAAGUACCGCUUCGUGACUUUGCCCCUAGCCCUGGCGUCCUCCAACACGUACAUUGGCCAGAGGGCGAGGGCGUACGAGUCGACACGUGGGUUCGAAGUGGCCAGAGGAUCACGCCUCUCUAUGAUCCAUUAAUCGGAAAGGUCAUGGCGUAUAGUCCUGAUGGUCGUGCCGCCGCCCAAAAAAAGAUGCUUGCCGUACUGGCUGACACGGCUCUCCAGGGAACACAAUCCAAUUUGGAAUACUGUUCGAGGAUUCUUGAGUCUGACAUGUUUGCGAGUGGCAAUACAUUGACCAAUUCUUUGUCAACGUUCAAGUUUGAUAGCUGUUCCUUGCAAGUAAUCGACCCCGGUGUUUUCACUACAAUCCAGGACUACCCCGGCCGUAUUGCGGUGGGACAUGGAGUCCCCCCCGGCGGUCCCAUGGAUGAUGUCAGUGCUCGAAUGGCAAACAUUUUGGUUGGCAACGACUUUGGAGUCGAGCUAUUGGAACUUACGUUAUCUGGUCCAAAGCUGCUGUUCCAUGAAGCAGCUGUCGUGGCAGUCUGUGGCGCGGAGCUGCCCGUUACCCUCGAUGGCGCAUCUCAGCCCAUGUGGUCGAGGAUUGUCAUUAAGAAAUCUCAAGUACUAGAGCUCGGCAAGGUGACUGGCAAUGGCCUCCGAACAUAUCUUGCCGUCAAAGGCGGGUUUCCCCAGGUCCCCAAGUUUCUUGGCUCCAAAUCCACAGCUCCGGAGCUCGGCUUUGGUGGCGUACAAGGACGAAAGCUCUUAAUUCACGAUAUCCUCAAUCUAUCUCCACAAUCCGGAACGUGGGCCACAGAAGCCACGCCUUUGUCUUUGCCACCAAAUGUCAUCCCCGAUUUCACUGACAAUGUGACUAUUUGCUGCAUUGACGGCCCGUACGCAUCCGAAGACGUCCUGACCCCCGAGGGCUAUGCGACAUUGUACGAAGCCAACUGGACGGUCAGUCACAACAGCAGUCGAAGCGGUAUCCGGUUGGAAGGACCGCGAUUGAAGUGGGCUCGAGCAUCCGGCGGUGACGGCGGAUCGCAUCCAUCCAACGUGCUCGACUAUGGUUAUCCGAAUGGCGGCGUCAACUUCACAGGCGAUUUUCCCAUCAUCUUUGGGCCUGAUCGUCCAGACUUGGGCGGUUUCGUAUGUCCAACGACUGUCUGCUCCGGUGAGAUGUGGAAGCUUGGCCAGGUAAAGCCUGGUAACACGAUACGAUUUCGUUCUGUCACUUACGACAAUGCCCUUGACAUUUCGAGGAGAAAGAAUGCCUUUUUCCAAGCUCUUGCAGUGUUUUCGCAGAGAAACACAGGCCAGAUAUCUCCUCUUGUUAUCGAGCUCACCAAUGAAACCUCGUCUUCAAUUUUACACCAGAAGCAAUCCAAGGGGAACCAUCCACGAGUAACAUAUCGCCAAGGAGGUGACACAAGCAUCAUUGUCGAAUACGGCAACCAGGUGUCGGAUCUGCGCAACACUGCUUGCACACAGUUUCUCGUCAAACAAGUGUCAGAUGCAAAUCUACCGAGCGUGCGCAGCGAUCCCAACUUCGCCUCUGUCACUGUGCGCUUUGACCCGUUCCAGAUGGACCGGUCCAAACUUCUCCAACAACUAAUUCAGUUCGAUGACCAAAUGGGGCAGAAUACGGGCGUCAAGAUUCCCGUUCGAGAAGUGCGGCUCCCCGUUUGCCUCGACCACUCCUCAUUGCAAGAUUCUGCGCAACGGUACAUGGACAACAUCAGACCUUCGGCCGCCUACAUGCCGGACAAUGUCGAGUAUAUUCGCAAGAAUAAUGCACUCGAAACCCGCCAGCAAGUGUUUGAUGCGCUUCUCAAGACACCAUGGCUAGCAGUUGCCGUCGGCUUCUACGUUGGAACACCAAUGUUGUUCCCGCUUGAUCCUUGGCGCUCAUUAACCUGCCAAAAGUACAAUCCAAGUCGGGUUUAUACACCCAGCGGCUCAGUUGGCCUUGGCGGCUCACUGGUGGCCAUCUAUCCCGUUGCUGCACCGGGAGGAUACCAGCUAAUGGGCCGUACGUUGGGUGGAUGGGAUGGGGCGGGAAAUCGCCCUGGUUUCUCUGCUGAGCGGCCCUGGCUGUUCAACCAUCUCGAUUUGAUCAAGUUCUACGAAGUCUCCGAGGAGGAGUACGACCAGAUCGAGCGGGAUUUUGAGACAGGCCGAUAUGUGUUUGACAUUGAGCAAACGACGUUGGAGAUGGACAAGUAUAUUGCCAAAUUCGAAGCGGCUGCCAAGGAUCCCGCGUAUCAGGCCUGGAGGCAGCGUCAGGCUGAAGCAGCCAACGAGGUGGGAGAGCUUGAACGGAGUCUGUUUGAGGAGUGGACAGCGGCAAAGAGCGCAGCAAAUGACGCGGCAGCUGCCGAGGGUGAUGACGCUGAUUCUGCCAAUGUCGUUUCCAUCGAGUCACCCAUUAAUGCCAAUGUGUGGAAAGUGCUUGUGAAGCCGGGCGAUGUGCUGGAAAAGGGCCAGACAGUGGCGGUACUCGAAGCAAUGAAGAUGGAAAUCAGUCUGCUUGUCGAUGAAGCUCAGGCUGGCGCUGUAGUAACAAAGAUCAGACAACCGCCGGGAAGCGUAGUUAGCCCUGGGACCCCAGUUGUGGAGGGUCGGAGGCAAGAUUGA
Molecule: messenger RNA, 3720 nt
Organism: Trichoderma atroviride IMI 206040
Lineage: Eukaryota; Fungi; Ascomycota; Sordariomycetes; Hypocreales; Hypocreaceae
Molecular function (GO): metal ion binding; ATP binding
Source: RefSeq, a predicted model, not a curated record